GCCGCGCAUGGGCCACUGGUCGACUCAUCCACUGGUGCUUAUAAGAGGAAUCAGGGUUUCCGUUUCUUUGAGGACAUUCUCACCUUUCCCAGGCAGCAACCGUAAGCUGUGAAAGAAGAAAGAACCUCUGUGUGGUGCUUGCUUGCUGGAAAUAUUCCCGCCUUUUGCGUUUGCGGUCGUGCUCGACUGCUAAUGCCGGUUGCUAGUUCCUCACUCUUGAGUAUAUUGUGAGGUCUAUAUAUAGGUGGUUCGUGGUGAUCAGAACCACACAGGCAAGAUGGCGAGCUUGCACAAGAUCACCUUUGUUCUCAUGUUCUGCCUGGUAGCCUUGGGAAGAGCAGAGUACCUCAGGUACAAGGAUCCGAAGCAGCCUGUGUCUGUUCGUGUCAAGGAUCUGCUUAGCCGGAUGACUCUUGCUGAAAAGAUUGGCCAGAUGACCCAAAUUGAGAGGGAAAAUGCCACAGCCGAUGCAUUGGCUAAAUACUUCAUAGGCAGCGUACUGAGUGGUGGAGGCAGCGUGCCUGCUCCUCAAGCAUCUGCUCAGGCUUGGGCCUCCAUGGUGAGUGAGAUGCAAAAGGGCGCCCUUUCCACCCGCCUUGGCAUUCCGAUCAUCUACGGUAUUGAUGCUGUGCAUGGUCACAACAACGUUUACAAAGCUACUAUCUUCCCCCACAACGUUGGGCUUGGAGCUACUAGGGACCCUGAUCUUGUCAAGAGAAUAGGACAAGCAACAGCUCUUGAAGUUAGAGCUACCGGAAUUCCUUAUGUCUUUGCUCCGUGUAUCGCGGUUUGUAGAGAUCCAAGAUGGGGACGUUGCUAUGAGAGCUAUAGUGAGGACCCAAAGGUUGUCCAGUCAAUGACCUCACUCAUCUCUGGUUUGCAAGGUGAAGUUCCGGCAAAUGACGUGGGAAGACCAUAUGUUGCUGGAAGUAAGAAUGUUGCUGCUUGUGCAAAGCACUAUGUUGGUGAUGGUGGGACGCAUCAGGGAAUCAACGAGAACAACACAAUCAUCGACACACAUGGACUGCUGAGCAUCCACAUGCCUCCUUACUAUAAUUCUAUUAUCCGAGGCGUCUCCACUGUUAUGGUCUCGUACUCAAGCUGGAACGGAGUGAAAAUGCACGCAAACCAUUUCCUAGUCACUGAUUUUCUCAAGAACAAGCUUAAGUUUAGGGGUUUUGUGAUUUCCGACUGGGAAGGCAUUGACCGCAUCACUAGUCCUCCUCACGCUAACUAUUCUUACUCUAUUGAGGCUGGAGUUGGUGCUGGUAUUGACAUGAUCAUGGUUCCAUUCAGAUACACAGAAUUCAUCGAUGAUCUCACAGCACAAGUUCAGAACAAGGUCAUCCCCAUGAGCAGAAUCGACGACGCUGUUUACAGGAUUCUCCGAGUCAAGUUCAGCAUGGGUCUAUUUGAGAACCCUUACCCCGAUACCAGCCUUGCCGGCGAACUCGGGAAGCAAGAACACCGGGACUUGGCACGUGAAGCCGUCAGGAAAUCCCUGGUGCUUCUAAAAAACGGAAAGUCCUCGUACUCUCCGUUGCUGCCCCUCCCGAAGAAGGCCGGUAAGAUCCUGGUCGCCGGUAGCCACGCCGACAACUUGGGCAACCAGUGCGGAGGAUGGACGAUCACCUGGCAAGGACAGCCCGGCAACAACAUCACCGCCGGCACGACGAUCCUGGAAGGAAUCAAGGCCACCAUUGAUCCCAGCACGCAGGUGGUCUACUCCGAGAACCCUGACAGCACCGUCCUCGCCGACAAGUACGACUACGCGGUGGUGGUGGUCGGGGAGCCGCCGUACGCGGAGACGUUCGGCGACAACCUGAACCUGACGAUCCCGGCGCCGGGGCCGAGCGUGAUCCAGUCGGUGUGCAAGGCCACCAAGUGCGUGGUGGUCCUCAUCUCCGGCAGGCCGCUGGUGGUGGAGCCGUACCUGGGCGACAUGGACGCGUUCGUGGCGGCGUGGCUGCCGGGGUCGGAGGGCCAGGGCGUCGCCGACGUGCUGUUCGGCGACUACGGGUUCACGGGGAAGCUGUCGCGGACGUGGUUCAAGUCCGUGGACCAGCUGCCGAUGAGCGUCGGCGACAAGCACUACGACCCGCUGUUCCCGUUCGGCUUCGGGCUCACCACCAAGGGCACCAAAUGAGGCCGGGGUCGAUGAUGGGAACGGGCGAUCUGUGUGAGUGAUUUGUUUGGCCGUGAGGGUUUGGAAUUGGUGGUGGGGAUGGGUACGCGGCGCACACAUUAGGCAGUGUUGGGCUUGUGGGUAAUAACAGUGAGUGGUGCAUCAUUCUUGAGGCGAUUGUUGUUAGCGUGGGUUGUUUGGAAUGAACAAUAAGAUCAGGAGCGUUGCAGUCGCUCUGACAUGCACAAGCUUGCGUUCACUUCU
This is a messenger RNA of Setaria italica (foxtail millet), 2389 nucleotides long. Its product is annotated as beta-glucosidase BoGH3B. Gene Ontology annotation, molecular function: beta-glucosidase activity. The transcript has 10 exons. The record is from RefSeq and is a predicted model, not a curated record. Gene Ontology annotation, biological process: glucan catabolic process. Lineage: Eukaryota; Viridiplantae; Streptophyta; Magnoliopsida; Poales; Poaceae. Bases 278 to 2146 code for a protein of 622 amino acids.